Molecule: messenger RNA, 3246 nt
Organism: Drosophila guanche
Lineage: Eukaryota; Metazoa; Arthropoda; Insecta; Diptera; Drosophilidae
Gene: Itgbn
Product: integrin beta-nu
Exons: 6
Coding region: 87-2483 (798 amino acids)
Biological process (GO): cell migration; cell adhesion mediated by integrin; cell-matrix adhesion
Cellular component (GO): cell surface; focal adhesion; integrin complex
Molecular function (GO): integrin binding
Source: RefSeq, a predicted model, not a curated record
UGUGUCGCCGAACGGUUGUUUUCUAUUUGGAAAAUUUGCGCGAAAUUAUAAUUAAGUGAGAAAACCAAAAAAACACACAUGGAAAUAUGCCGUUAGUCAGCGGUCAAGGUGUAUUGUUGUUGGCGUUGGCGCUCUCAUUGAUGCUAACGGAGAUCACAGCUGUUUCCAUUGACGAGCAAUGCAUGCACGCGGACAGCUGUGAGCGAUGUCUGGGGUCCCAUCUGGAUUGUGCCUGGUGCACGGACGAGACCUAUCAGGUGCGCUAUCGCUGCUUGACGCGCGCUCAACUCCAGAAUUUUAACUGCAGCGAAAAUGAUAUCUACGAGAAUCAACCGGUGCUGGAUCUAUUGCAGGAGCGUCCCCUCAAGGACUAUCUGGCGAACGAUGAUCAAGCGGUUCAGGUGACGCCGCAGCGUGCUUACCUCAAGCUGGUCAAAGGGAACACGCAACGCCUCAAGUUGCGGUAUCGAACGGCACGCAACAAUCCACUAGACCUGUAUGUGCUCAUGGACCUGACCUGGACAAUGCGCGACGACAAGGAGACACUCGAGGAAUUGGGCGCACAGCUAACACAAACAUUGCGCAAUCUGACAGACAACUAUCGUUUGGGGUUUGGCUCAUUCGCGGACAAGCCCACGGUGCCGAUGGUUCUACCUCAACACAAGGAGAAUCCCUGUGCCCCCGUGGGUGGCGUGUGUGAGCCCACCUAUGGGUAUCGGCAUCAGCUGUCCCUAACCGAAGAUAUUCGAGCAUUUACAGCCGCAGUGGCUGGCAGCAAGAUCACCGCGAAUCUGGAUAAUCUUGAGGGUGGACUGGAUGCCCUUAUGCAGGUAAUUGUCUGCCCCAAAGAGAUCGGAUGGCAGCAACAGGCCCGUAAAGUGGUGAUCCUUGUCACGGAUGGGUUUAUGCACUUGGCUGGCGAUGGUCUGCUGGCGGGCAUCAUUGAGCGGAACGAUCGCCAGUGUCACCUGAAUGGAGCAGGCGAAUAUACGGGUUCCUUGUUGUAUGAUUAUCCAUCGUUGGAGGAGAUCUACAGAGAGCUACUGCGGCGCAAGAUCAAUGUGAUAUUUGCUGUGACCAAGGAGGUGGUCAGCACAUAUCGUGAAUUGAGUGCACUGAUGAAGGAGAUCAGCUAUGUGGACAUACUCAGUGCGGAUUCAUCGAAUAUAUUGGAACUGAUUAAGAAAAGCUACGAGAGUUUGAUCAAGCGCACUCAAUUCGAUGACAACAGUCCGGAUUUUAUCCACAUGGAAUACUACACGGAUUGUGCUGGACAAUUCCCGAAGCUCAUUAAGCGGAAUUACUGCAACAAUCUGAGCCUGGGCAAAGAGAUUGAAUUCUAUGUGGAUGUCACACUCAAGGAUUAUCCCUCAAAUGGUGUUUAUACACAUAAAAUCCGCGUGGAGGAAACCUCUCUCAAUGAGUACAUGGAUCUGGAUGUGGAGCUGCAGCGACCUUGUCCCUGCCAAGAGGAGCCCGAACCUGAGAACGAGGAUCGACGCUUUAGGUGCGAGAAUCAGGGCUAUCUGCACUGCGGCAUGUGCACGUGUGACGAGGGCUGGACGGGCACCUACUGCACAUGCCCCACGGAUGCCACGAAUGUCACCACCAACGAGGCUUUGUUGCUGCAGUGCCGCCAACCCAAGGGCGAUGAGAGCCGUUCCCCCCUGGUUUGCUCGAAUCAUGGAGAGUGCGAUUGUGGCAGCUGCAGCUGUGAUCCUGGCUAUACGGGAGACUACUGCGAGUGCCGGGAGUGCGUGGACUGCGAUGAGCAGCGAGCCGACUGCUACUGUGGCACGUGCGUCUGCAAGUACGGCUGGUCGGGCACGCGGUGCAAUUGCAAUGAGGACACCGACGCCUGCCUGGGGCCCACGGGCGAGGUGUGCUCCCAGCGUGGCACCUGCGACUGUGGCGAGUGCAGCUGCGAUGAGCCGUUCCUGGGCAAGUUCUGCGAGAUCGAUCCAGAGAAGGACAACAAACUGUGUCAGUUCUAUGAGCCGUGUGUCACCUGCCUGAUCGAGCAGCGACAGGGCAUGGGGGCGUGCGACAAUCUGAGUGAGAUCUGCACGAGUAUCGACAGGCAGGAGCACUUCACCUACUCCUUUGUGGCCGAACUGGAGGCGGAUGUCCGCUGCCUGGUGCGUAUCGUCAACAAGCAUGGCAUACAAUGCGACAGCUACUUUGGCUAUCAGGUGAUUGAUCAUGCCAACUACCUCUCCAUACAGGCCGAAAAUUGUGAACCCCUCGACUAUGUCGCUCUGUUUGGUUUCAUUUCUGGUUUCACUCUGCUGAUUGGUCUGCUAUUGAUAUUUCUCAUACUUUGGUGCAUCCGGGCCAAGGAUGCCCGCGAGUUUGCACGCUUCGAGCAGGAGCGGGAAAAUUGUGUGCGCCAGGAGAAUCCCCUCUAUCGCGAUCCCGUGGGACGCUAUGAAGUCCCAAGGGUAUUGAGUGAGAAGUUUGAUGAGAAUCCAUUUGCCAGUUGAUCGAUGGGUUUAGUUUGGGUUCUAAAGAGUCAGAGGAUCAUGAAAAUAAGUAGUCUUUGCUUAGGGUUCGCAGGGAAAUGAUUACGAUCAAGCUAUUGACAUAUUUAUAAGUAUCUUUCAUAUGUUAAAUAUGACACAUAGAUAAGCCAAUUGUAUUUAUGUAAUAUGAAUAGUAACCACUGCCUCGACUGCAACUCUUGAACAGAUAAUUAAGAACAAAAAACGAUGGAUGAAACCUUCAGUUCGAAAUUACUUUAAGGCUAUAAUAUCUGUGUAUUUCUAUAAGUAUAAGAGCCACAAACUUUCAUUUAAUGAGAGUAGAAGAAGUGGCGGCAGAAGUCCACAAGCAUGACGCACAUACAUACACGUGUACAUAAUAUGUAAACAUGUACAUAAUAUGUAAAAAUGCUUGGACUUACAAGAAAAAGCUUUAAAAAAUGUAUUUACAAAGGUUAACUUCUUCCCAGCUCAUGCCAAAAAAAAAAAACAACUUGUUGUAUUUUUUAUAAUUUUUGUUGUUUUUAUAGAUAUAUAUUUUAUGGAAUUAAAUUUGAUAAAUCUUUCGACAAUAAUUAUUAUUAAAUGUAUGAACUAAUUAAACUAACUAUUUUCGUGUACCAACAAGUUCAAUCUUUCAUUUAAUAUUUUCGAUUUCAAAAUAUAACAAUUCCAUUUAGCAAAAGUAUUUAUUAAUUUAAGAAUUAAUGGCUUAAGAGGUGGAAACUUAAUUAAAGAAUGACUACGGCAAAACGGCAAAUGCAAA